Papaver somniferum (opium poppy) is the source of this 681-nucleotide messenger RNA. RefSeq lists its product as uncharacterized. NCBI's taxonomy places the organism in Eukaryota, Viridiplantae, Streptophyta, Magnoliopsida, Ranunculales, Papaveraceae. The transcript has 2 exons. The record is from RefSeq and is a predicted model, not a curated record. Bases 1 to 681 code for a protein of 226 amino acids.
AUGGAGGAGGAAUUUGGGAUUACAUUAGUGAAGGCCAAAGAGAAACCCACUGGUGAAGCAUCAUCUUCACCAUCAUCACUUCUACCGUUGAGUCAUCUGACUAGUUAUGUACCUGCUGCAACAUGGAGCCAAAACGGCAGUAGUCCAGCUAGUAGUGGAGGGUCAGGCGGAUCAGGUGGUGAUUCUGCUGCACUAUCAACAUCAUCAUCAUCAACAGAUCGGACGGUUGUGAUUCCACAGCCAGUAAGACCAGUAGGAUCAUGUGUAACUGUGAAGUGUAUAACUGAAACAUUCGGUGAUCAAGAGAUAGGGUUAGGGUUUUUAGGAAGAACUGACGAAGAAAAAAAGAUUAAUCUAGAUAAAGACGCGUGUCCUGGAUUCAUAUCUGACAGUUUGAAUAGAGUGAGAUGGACCAACGAAGCGUACAGAAAACUAGUGAAUCAAGAUGGGUUCGGUUAUGGCGGAGAACAGAGACCGGAAAUGGUGUGGUUGGUAACGAAAGAUAACGAAUCUUUACCGUCGAGAUGUGAAGGGUUUGUUUGUAGGGUUAGAUUACAGUAUACGUGUAAGAAGGAGAGGCACUCGUUGAUUGUACUUUGUGAUGUUUGGGAAAUGAACGACAGUGGUGGUGGUUUUGCAUGGAGGUUAGAUGUUAAAGCUGCUUUGAGCUUAGGUCGUUAA